AUGAAGAACCAAACAAUGGAGAUACAGUUCAUUCUGCUUGGACUGACAGACGACCCUCUGCUACAAAUCGUGAUUUUUCUUUUUCUAUUUUUUAAUUAUAUCUUAAGCCUGAUGGGGAACUUAAUUAUCAUCCUCCUCACCCUACUGGAUCCCCAUCUCAAGACUCCAAUGUAUUUCUUCCUUCGAAAUUUCUCCUUCUUAGAAAUUUCAUUCACAACAGCCUGCAUUCCACGAUUCUUGAUGAGUAUUCUGACUGGAGAUAAAACAAUUUCCUACACUGAUUGUAUAACUCAAUUAUUCUUUUUUUUUCUAUUAGGGAUUACUGAGUUUUACCUCCUGGCUGCCAUGUCCUAUGAUCGCUAUGUUGCUAUUUGCAAACCACUGCAUUACCCAAUGAUUAUGAGUAGCAAAGUAUGCUACCAGCUUGUACUCAGCUCUUGGGCAACUGGAUUCCUAACCAUUUUCCCCCCUAUGGUCUUGGGGCUCAAGCUGGAUUUCUGUGCUUCCAAAACUAUUGAUCACUUCUUAUGUGACACUUCUCCUAUUCUGCAGAUCUCUUGCACAGAUACACAUGUCCUAGAAUUGAUAGCUUUUAUCUUAGCUGUGGUGACGCUUGUCAUCACAUUAUUGUUAGUAGUACUCUCCUACACAUACAUCAUCAAAACCAUUCUAAAAUUUCCUUCUGUUCAACAACAAACAAAGGCCUUUUCCACUUGUUCUUCGCACAUGGUUGUUGUCUCUAUUACUUAUGGGAGUUGUAUGUUUACAUAUAUGAAACUAUCAGCAAAGGAAAAGGUGACUUUAAUUAAAGGAGUAGCUGUGCUGAAUACCUCUGUUGCCCCUUUACUCAACCCCUUCAUUUACACUCUAAGGAACCAGCAGGUGAAAGAAGCUCUCAAAGAUACGCUGCAAAGAUUUUGUUAUUUUCAAAAGAGUGAGACAAAAUUUGGGUCUAGAUAA
Microcebus murinus (gray mouse lemur) is the source of this 960-nucleotide messenger RNA. RefSeq names its product olfactory receptor 6C6-like. Gene Ontology annotation, biological process: G protein-coupled receptor signaling pathway. Gene Ontology annotation, cellular component: membrane. Gene Ontology annotation, molecular function: G protein-coupled receptor activity; olfactory receptor activity. The record is from RefSeq and is a predicted model, not a curated record. Lineage: Eukaryota; Metazoa; Chordata; Mammalia; Primates; Cheirogaleidae.